UUAGUAAGAGAAAGAAAAAAAGAAAAAAAGAAAAUAAAAGAACAAGAACAAAAGCAAAAGCCAUCGAUCGAUGCGGUGAGAUGCAUCUUCAAAUGUUUUACUGAGGAGUAGCUGGAUAAGAUGUCUGGAAUGGAACUGUACGAUGAACCAAGAGAAAGGAAAUCUAACUUUGAAAAUUUAGAAGAGGAAAGACGGAGAUGUGGAAUUGGAGUUCUGAAGAAAAAAGCAAAAAAUGCUUCAGGUAAGUUCACUAGGUCACUGAAGAAGAGAGGGAAAAGGAGAAUCGAUUACAGGGUUCCUUCAGUAUCCAUUGAGGAUGCACGUGAUGCAAAAGAGGAGAGUGCUGUUUAUGAACUGCGUCAAAGACUUGGCUCCCAAGAACUUCUGCCAGUCAGACUGGAUGACUAUCACACUCUGUUGAGAUUUUUGAAAUCUAGAGACUUUAAUAUUGACAAAACCGUUCACAUGUGGGAAGACAUGCUUAAUUGGAGGAAAGAGUAUGGAGCAGACACAAUUUUGGAGGACUUUGACUUUGAAGAGCUGGAAGAAGUGUUGCAAUAUUACCCCCAAGGAUAUCAUGGUGUUGACAAGGAAGGCAGACCAAUAUAUAUUGAAAGGCUUGGACAAGCUCACCCAAACAAACUAAUGAAGAUAACCACCAUAGAACGCUACUUGAAGCAUCAUGUCCAAGAUUUUGAGAGGGUCAUACAUGAGAAAUUCCCUGCCUGUUCAAUUGCGUCUAAGAGAAGAAUCUGUUCGACAACUGCAAUAUUAGAUGUGCAAGGCCUGGGAAUGAAAAAUUUCACAAUGACAGCUGCUAGUCUUUUGUCAGCCAUGGCAAAAAUUGACAGUAGCAACUAUCCUGAGACACUGAAUCAGUUGUUUAUUGUUAAUGCUGGGCCUGGGUUCAGAAGGGUGCUCUGGCCUGCAGCACAGAAGUUUCUGGAUGCAAAGACUAUUGCUAAAUCCCAGGGUGAGAUGCAUCUUCAAAUGUUUUACUGA
Messenger RNA from Ipomoea triloba (trilobed morning glory), 1002 nucleotides. RefSeq names its product phosphatidylinositol/phosphatidylcholine transfer protein SFH13-like. NCBI's taxonomy places the organism in Eukaryota, Viridiplantae, Streptophyta, Magnoliopsida, Solanales, Convolvulaceae. The transcript is spliced from 8 exons. The record is from RefSeq and is a predicted model, not a curated record. The coding region runs from base 121 to 1002 and encodes 293 amino acids.